This is a messenger RNA of Humulus lupulus (European hop), 3214 nucleotides long. Its product is annotated as peptidyl-prolyl cis-trans isomerase CYP95. The record is from RefSeq and is a predicted model, not a curated record. Gene Ontology annotation, molecular function: peptidyl-prolyl cis-trans isomerase activity. Lineage: Eukaryota; Viridiplantae; Streptophyta; Magnoliopsida; Rosales; Cannabaceae. The coding region runs from base 528 to 2861 and encodes 777 amino acids. The transcript is spliced from 14 exons. Gene Ontology annotation, biological process: protein peptidyl-prolyl isomerization.
UAGGGUUUUUCUCUAUUUUUAUUUCUUAUGUAUAUAAUAUUUUCUCAUUUCCACUGUAUCUUUGUACUCCGAUUACUGAACUUUUCAUUAUAUAUAUUUUUAAGAAAUUUAUCAGUAUUUUUUUUAAUUGAUUUUGUGAAUAUUUUGAUACACAUGUAAUUAUUAUGUUCUAACGCUUUUAUUCAGGGGUUGUGGAGUCGAGAAUUGAGCUAGGGUUUAAGGAUCAUGUGAUUAUUGAAAAUUGACAGUUUAGUUUUAUUGUGCACUCUAAUCUCUCAUGGAUAUGAGUUUAUCUUGCUGGUGUCUUUUUAAUAAUUAUUUGGAUGAGUUACUCUUGAUUGAUGUUUUUCACUUCUCGUCCUCGUCUGCUGAUCUGGGAUUCAUAAGACAAUCUUGCUUCUUGAAGACAAAUGCGCCGUUGCUUUGCGGAUUCCGCAUAUCGUAACGUAUCUAUGACAUUUGUUGAUAGGUCCGUGGUUACGAUCGGCUGAGUUUUUUUUUUCUCUUGGAACUAGAAAACAAAGACAAUGGCAAAGAGGAAUAACUUGUUGGUAUUUUUGGAUGUGUCUAUUGAUGGUGAUCCUUUUGAGAAGAUGGUUUUUGAGCUUUUCUUCGAUGUUGCUCCUAAAACAGCAGAAAACUUUCGUGCCCUUUGUACAGGAGAAAAAGGAGUUGGUCCUCGAAGUGGAAGGCCACUACACUACAAAGGGUCUUUUUUUCAUCGGAUUGUAAAAGGUCAUCUGGUUGAGGGUGGUGAUUUUGUCAAAAGAGAUGGUACUGGCGGUGAAAGCAUCUAUGGGGUAAAGUUUCCGGAUGAGUCACCCAAACUAAAGCAUGAUGGACCUGGUCUCCUAUCAAUGCCUCUCGCUGAACGUGAUUCUCUAGGUUCCCAUUUUGUCAUUACUUUUGCUGCUACUCAUAAUCUUGACAGAAAGCAUAUAGUAUUUGGGAAGCUUGUUCAUGGACAUGAACUUUUAAAAAAGAUUGAAAGUGUGGGUGAUGACAAGGGGAUGCCAACUGUAACUGUGAAAAUCAUUAAUUGUGGAGAAUAUGACGAGGACAAAAAGAAGAGAAACAAGUUGAAAAUUAGAGAAGAUGUUGCUUUUGAUGCCAAUAGUCAUGAAGCAAGACGGAAAGGGAAACUUAAGAAAUCAUCAAGAGAUAAAAGGAGAAAGAGGAGGCGGCAUUAUUCAUCUGAUUCAGAGAGCUCCUCAGAUACUGAGUCAGAAUCAUCUGAGUCUGAUAGUGAUUCUGACUCAUCUUUAUCCUCAUCAUCUUUUAUUAGUUCGUCAAGUGAUGAUAGGUGUAAGCAAAAAAAGAAGUCUUCCAAAAGAGAGAAAAACAAACAUAGGGAUAAACGGCGUGACAAAACUCGGAGGAGGCGUGAUAAGAGAUCUAAGCACAGAUCAAGAAGGGCAUCAGAGAGUUCAACGGAGACUGAGAGUGAUAGUGAAACUACUUCUGAAGGUGAUGUCAAAGCGAAAAAUCACAAGCAUAAAAGGGAGUCUUCAACGAAAGCUGUUGGUGAGAAAUCUUCUUUGAAUGGUGAGAAGAAUAAUGCUUUAGUCUACAAAAGGAGGGAUGAAACCGACAUACUUGACAAUGAAGAUGAUAGAUCUCCCAAGGAUAAUGGAGAUCAUCAAAGGAAUGACAUUCAAGCUGAUUUUAAAUCUGACAGAAGUGGAGAGGGACAGCCUGACAUAGUCGAUGAUCAUCCUGGCAAAUCUAGGAGCCGCAGCUUAAGUCCCAAGAGGACCAUAAGUAAGAGUACGAGUAUUACUCCAAGGAGUUUGCACAAGAGCCCAAGUGUGAGUCCAAAGAGGCAUGUGAGCAGGAGUUCAAGUGUUUAUAGAAGCCCUCCUCCAAGAAGCAGGAGUCUCACUAGAAGUCCAGUUAGAAGUGACAGCAGUAGAAGUCCAGUCAGUGGUGUCAGCAGAAGUCCACAGAGGGGCUGGAGGGGUAGAAGUAUCAGUGAGAGCCCAGCGAGAACACGAAUUCAGAAAAGGAUUAGCAGGAGUGGUGAAAGAUCCUUACCUAGAAGAAGUCCCAGCAUGAGUCCUAGAAGAAGCCCCAGCAGGAGCCUGAGAAAAUCAUUGCCUAAAUCAAUUACUAGGAGUCCUCUUGUAGCUUCAAGAAGUAGAAGCAGAAGUCCAUUCAGAUCUUCUCGAAGAAGUGGGAGCAGGAACACUCGUCGGAACAGCAGAAGUCCAAUAAGGGCUCCUAACAGGAACACUCGUCGGAGCUAUUCUAGAAGUCCUAGUCCAGUACACCGGGCUAGGUCACCUCCAAGCGAUCGAUUGAAAAGUUUAUCUAGAAGUGUUUCCCCAGAUGGCUCACCCAAGCGCAUCAGAAGGGGGCGGGGGUUUAGUGAGCGCUACUCUUAUGCACGUAGAUACAGAACACCCUCUCCUUCUCCUGUUAGGUCUUACCGCUAUGGUGGCCGAACUGAACGUGACAGAUUCUCAAGUUACAGGCGGUACUCUCCAAGGCGUUACAGGAGCCCACCAAGAGGACGAACACCUGUGAGGAGCAGAAGAAGCAGGACUCGCUCUGUAUCCUGUAGCCCUCCUCGCUACCGCAGCCGCCGUUAUAGCCGCGGCCCCAUCCGCAGCCCGAUUCGAAGCCGUAGCUGCAGCCAGAGUCCCAUUCAUAGCUGUAGUCGGUCACCAGUACAUUGUUCCAAAUCUCAUGCUUCUCCACGGAAUAGGAACAGAAGCCCUUCACGAUCGAUGUCCUCGUUGGGUUCCCCAUCUCCUCCUAGGCAGACUAGGAAAAGCAGGUCUAGAUCGUCCUCAUCUGGGAGUCUAGACUGGAGGAAGAAUCAUCUUGUUUCUUAUGGAGACCCAUCUCCAGACCCCUAGUCCUCCAAGGUGACUAUUACUGCAGUUACGAGUGUUGGUCUCGUUGAUAUUUCGUUGUCUUCUAACGACCGUAGUGCAUUGAGUUCAGAUAGGUUAUGCUUUUUAAGUGUUUGCGGUGAGAACUGAAUUAACUUCUUUCUCUAGAGAGCAAUUGAUGGUUGUCUAUCAACUGCACGUUAAACUGUGUAUUAAUAAUUGGGUUGCUUUUAAGUUGAAUUUUAUGCUGAUAAUAUGCUCUCUAAAACAUACAUAUUUGUAUGAUUUUUAUGUUGAAAUUGUUGUAAGCUAUCUUCAUUGUUGUUGAACUCGAAAGAGGGUGUUUUAAUAUUUAUACUCGCAGGUGUACGAAUCGU